Orbilia oligospora ATCC 24927 is the source of this 1254-nucleotide messenger RNA. RefSeq lists its product as uncharacterized. The record is from RefSeq and is a predicted model, not a curated record. NCBI's taxonomy places the organism in Eukaryota, Fungi, Ascomycota, Orbiliomycetes, Orbiliales, Orbiliaceae. Bases 1 to 1254 code for a protein of 417 amino acids. Gene Ontology annotation, biological process: carbohydrate metabolic process. Gene Ontology annotation, molecular function: hydrolase activity, hydrolyzing O-glycosyl compounds; cellulose binding. The transcript is spliced from 5 exons. Gene Ontology annotation, cellular component: extracellular region.
AUGAAGACUUACGUCGCUCUUGCCCUUGCGGCACCAGCUUUGGUUUCUGCCCAGCAGGCUAUGUGGGGACAGUGCGGUGGUAUCGGCUGGACAGGUCCUACCAACUGUGCUGCUCCGGCUGCUUGCUCGACCCUUAACCCGUACUACGCUCAGUGCUUGUCUGCUGUUGGACAGCAAACUACUACCGCUAGCACUACCCGCUCGACAACCGCCCAAACCACCCCAGCUACUACUCCAGCUACCACCACUGUGGCUACCACCAUGCGCACAACCACAACCACUUCUUCCGGCCCAGUUGGCACUGGUCUUGACAAUUUGAUCAAGGCCAAGGGCAAGAAGUACGUCGGUUUCUGCGCCGACCCUGGUACUCUCAGCAACUCUCAGAAUGCUGCUAUCCUCAGAACCGAGUCUGGUCAGCUCACUGGUGAGAACUCCAUGAAGUGGGAGUCUCUCUCCCCCAACAGCCAGGGUUCUUACAACUGGGGUAAUGCCGAUCAGCUCGUUGCCUUCGCUGAGAACAACGGCAAGAUGCUCCGUGGACACACCUUUGUCUGGCAUCAACAGAUUCCUAACUGGCUUAAGAACAUCAACAACAAGGCCACCCUCACCUCGGCCAUCCAGACACACAUUGCCGCCGUUAUGGGCAGGUACAAGGGCAAGAUCUAUGCUUGGGAUGUUGCCAACGAAGUCUUCGAAGAUAACGGAUCUAUGCGUGACUCCGUUUUCUCCCGAGUCUUCGGUGACUGGACCUUCCUUGACGUUGCUUUCAAUGCUGCCCGCGCCGCUGAUCCAAAUGCCAAGCUCUGCUUGAACGAUUACAAUCUCGACUACUCCAGCGCUAAGCUCACCAACUUCGUUGCUUUGGUCAAGACCCUCAAGAACCGUGGUGUCCCAGUCGACUGCGUCGGCUCUCAAUCCCACUUGGUUGUCGGAAACGGUGCCAUCCCAUCUUACAAGAGUACUCUUGACAGCUUGGCCAGCACCAAUACCGAGGUUCAAAUCACUGAGCUCGAUAUCCGUACCACCGCUUCCCCAAGCAGCUCCCAGAUCUCCCAACAGGUUACUGACUACAGGACCGUCGUCUCUGCCUGCAUGAAGACCGCCGCCUGCUCCGGUAUCACCGUUUGGGGUGUCUCCGACAAGGACUCCUGGGUACCAAGCACCUUCAGCGGUCAAGGCUACGCUCUCAUCUGGGACAACAACUUCAACAAGAAGUCCUGCUACCAGGGUUUCGUUGACGGUAUCAACUCUUAA